AAGGGAAAAUCAAGAAAGAAAAAAAAUGAGCAAGCCGCAUAUUGUAGCUAUUCCUUAUCCUGCACAAGGGCAUGUAAUUCCCUUGAUGGAGUUUUCACAAUGCUUAGUUAAUCAUGGUUUCAAAGUCACAUUUGUGAACACAGAGCAUAAUCACAAGCGAGUCAUGAAUGCCUUGGCUGAUGAAAGUCAUAUAAGUAGGAAUCAGCUCCAUCUUGCUUCACUUCCAGAUGGCUUAGAACCCUGGGAGGACAGGAGUGAACUAGGGCAGUUAACUGAAGCAUUAAAAUGGAUCAUGCCUGGGAAGUUGGAGGAGCUCAUAGAAAAUAUCAACCAAGGGGAAGGUGACAAAGUCACUUGUGUCAUUGCUGAUGAGAAUUGUGGCUGGGCCCUGGAAGUAGCAGAGAAAAUGAAACUCAAGCGGGUUGCCUUUUGGCCUGCAUCAGCUGCAGCGUUGACGUUGAUUUUCGGUAUCCCAAAGUUAAUUCGUGAAGAAAUCAUUGACAAUGAUGGAACUGUAUUGAAAAGCCAGAAUGUUGACUUGGGACCAAACAUGCCCACCAUGAACACUAAAGACUUUGUGUGGGCAUGCAUAGGUGACUUUACCACUCAGAAAAUGAUAUUUGAGGUAAUGUUAAGAAUCAACAGGACUCUGAAACUGGUAGAAAGGCUUGUUUGCAACUCAACAUAUGACUUUGAGCCAGAAGCAUUCACCUCGGCCCCUGAAAUUUUACCAAUAGGCCCACUCUUGGCAAGCAACCGGGUCGGAAAUUCAGCAGGCUCCUUUUGGCCACAAGACUCAACUUGCUUGCAGUGGCUGGAUCAACAGCCACUCAACUCAGUCAUCUAUGUUGCAUUUGGCAGCUUCACAGUUUUUGAUCAAACCCAAUUCCAAGAACUGGCUCUGGCUCUUGAGCUAUCCCAAAGGCCAUUCCUCUGGGUUGUAAGGCCAGAUACUACUGACAAGACAUCUGAUCCAUACCCAGAAAGAUAUCAAGAGCGUGUAGCCUCUCGCGGUCUGAUGGUGGGUUGGGCAUCUCAGCAAAAGGUUCUAGCUCAUCCUUCUAUUGCUUGCUUCUUAAGCCACUGUGGUUGGAACUCUACAAUAGAAGGUUUAACCAAUGGGGUUCCUUUCUUGUGCUGGCCAUACUUUGCUGAUCAGUUCAUUAAUGAGAGCUACAUUUCUGAUGUUUGGAAGGUGGGGUUGAAGUUCAGUAAGAAUGAAAAAGGGAUCAUAACUCAAGGAGAAAUCAAGAACAAGUUGGAGCAACUGCUUGGUGAUGAAAAUUUCAAAGCAAGAGCUUCCAAACUCAAGGAAUUGGCCAUGACCAGUGUCAAAGAAGGGGGCCAAUCCAACAAGACCUUUAAGAAUUUUAUUGAAUGGAUCAAAUCGUAA
Messenger RNA from Prunus mume (Japanese apricot), 1393 nucleotides. RefSeq names its product UDP-glycosyltransferase 83A1-like. Gene Ontology annotation, molecular function: quercetin 3-O-glucosyltransferase activity; quercetin 7-O-glucosyltransferase activity. NCBI's taxonomy places the organism in Eukaryota, Viridiplantae, Streptophyta, Magnoliopsida, Rosales, Rosaceae. The record is from RefSeq and is a predicted model, not a curated record.